This is a messenger RNA of Aspergillus saccharolyticus JOP 1030-1, 1410 nucleotides long. RefSeq lists its product as uncharacterized. Bases 1 to 1410 code for a protein of 469 amino acids. The transcript has a single exon. The record is from RefSeq and is a predicted model, not a curated record. Lineage: Eukaryota; Fungi; Ascomycota; Eurotiomycetes; Eurotiales; Aspergillaceae.
AUGAAGUUCUCACUCUAUAUCCUCAGUCUGCUGCUGCAGAUUGCUCUGCAGCUAGCGGCAGCAAAUCCCGUUGCGCACCCGGAACCCGACUCCCCUUCUCUGGAAAAAAGACAGGGGACCCUUUCCCUUGAUACCAGCUUGACUGGACUGACUAGCAUCGCGGGUCCGACUAUCACUUCCCCGUCUACCGGACAGGGCGCGAGUAGCACUGCUUCGCCUACUUCCAGCUCGCCUACUUCCAGCUCGCCUGGCCUGACUAGCACCGCGAGCAUGACUGGCUCGUCCUCUACCGUGCGAAGCACGAGUGGUACUUCUACUCCUCCUCCCAGCUCGUCUGGCACGAAGAGCAGUUCUUCUUCUGUUUCACGCACCUCUGGCACGGUUAGCAUCCCUAGUGUGAGCCCCACUCCUCUCCCGCAUGUCCCCUCCGGCCCUCCUACCAUCAUUGUCAAUAUCGCUAUUGCCAUCGCCAUCUCCGGUGGCAGUGGACAGGAUGCAGCCACUGCUAUCGCCGAAGCCACUGCCAAUUCGGGGGGAGGCACCGCUGCUGCCACUGCCGCUGCUGCCGCGGCCGCCGGGGGAGGGAAUGCCAAGGAUGUCGCCGUCGUGGCCGCCGCCGUCGCUGCGGCUGUCUCAGGUGCUAAUGGAAGGGAUGUCGCUGCGGCUGCUGCGGCGGCCAACUCCGCCGCCGGCGGAGGGAGUGCUGCUGCUGCUUCCGCCCAGGCCGUUGCCUCCGCUGGAGCGAGCGGAUGGAAUGUCGCCGCGGUUGCCGCCGCCGCCGCCUCCGCCUCCUCCGGCGCCAGUGGAGCGGACACCGCCUCCGCCGCUGCUGCUGCCGCCGUCGGCACCUGUGGCGGGGGUGUUUCCGCCGCCGCCGCCGCCGCUGUCGCAUCCGCGGGGGGUAACGGAACGGAAGUCGUCGCCGUUGCCGCCGCCGCCGCUGUCGCUGCCGCUGGUGCGAGUGGAAACGCUACCGCCGCCGCCGUGGCUGCUGUCUCCUCCGCCUCUGGUGGACAGGGUGCCGCCGCCGCUGCCGCUGCCGCCGCCGCCGCCAAAGGGGCGAAUGGAGCGAACACCGCCGCCGCCGCUGCCGCCGCGGUCGCCGCCGCCUCUGGUGCCAGUGCCGCGAAUACCGCCGCGGUCGCCGUCAGUGUCGCCGCCAGUAGUGGUGGUGCAUGGAACGACGCCGCUGUUGCUGCGAAUGAUACUGCCGCUCAUAAUGCUACGGCACAAAAUGUCGCCGCCGCUGCUGCGUCUUCUACCGGGAAAGGAGGUAUCGGCGCGGUGGGCACCAAUAGCACUGGGAGUGGCACCAACAGCACCACCAGCUCUCGGCUCUUGAAACGAUACUUUCAUCCGAGUCGGGCCAGCGAGUUCAUUGACAGGGCCAAACUUGGCUUGUCUGUGUAG